CACACACACACGCGCACACACACACACACACUCACUCUCUCCCUCUCUCUAGUGCAAAGAUAUUAAACACAUCUAUUCAUCAUUAAGAACUUUAUAAUCCAAGAUGCAGUGGUGGUGCGUGGCGGUGAUGGUGGUGGCGGUGGUGGUGGUGGUGGUUGCAGACACACAUAUGGAGGAAGCAUUAAGAGGAACGAAAGAGAGGGAGAGGAGGAAGGAACUGAAGGAGAUCGAGAGAGAGAAGAAGAAGAAGGAGGAGGAGGAGGAGGAGGAAGAGGAGGAGAAAGGUCUGCCCUCCCUCCUCCUCCGUCCCGAAGAAGUCUCUCUCGUAGAAGGGGAUAACUCAAAAUUAGAGCUAUUUUUAAACAAAGUUCCCCAGGGUUGCGUGAACGUGUCACUGAUCCUGGAAGACCCCCUGGGCACUGUGACCCCCUCCUUCGUGAUCCUGUGUGACCUGACCCCGGCUAACGUUACUCUUGAGGUGACCAGCAGAGGCACUACCACCAUCACCGCCUCGGCCUCUCCUCCACAAUGGGUUAGCCAGACCUCCCCCUUCUGCGUCGUGUCCGUGAUGGGUUCCCAGGCCCUCACCACUGCAGCUGAUGUCAUGGGCUGGUUGUACACCAUUGCGUGGGAUGUGUCCUUCUUGCCCCAGAUUAUUCACAAUUGGCGUAGGAAGAGUGUGGUUGGCCUAAGCUUCGACUUCCUUACGUUCAACUGGAUCGGCUUCUUCUCCUAUUUCAUCUUCAACAUGGGACUGUACUGGAUCUAUGACAUUCAGAUACAGUACUCAAUACGCUAUCCAGGAAGCAUUCUUCACGUUCGUCUUAAUGAUGUCAUCUUCCCGCUAUACGCAGUGGUGUGUGUCACCCUGCAGAUUGGACAGUGCUUGUUGUAUGAGCGGGCGGAGGGGCAGCGAGUGUCCGUGAUGUGCAGGGUGUUGAGCGGCAUCCUCGUGGCCUCUGCUGCCGUUGGGUGUCUCCUGGUGCCCCUGGUGAAGAGCUGGUGGUGGCUUGACGUUCUCUACCUCCUGUCCUACGUCAAGUUAACCAUUACGUGUAUUAAAUACGUGCCACAGCUCUGGGUGAACUACAAGGGCAGAAGCACAGCAGGCUGGAGCAUUUACCAAGUUAUCCUGGACUUUACUGGAGGAAUGCUUUCUCUUGUUCAAAUGUUUAUGCUGUCUGGAAAUUAUGGUGAUUGGCUCUCCCUGCUGACUGAUCCAGCUAAACUUGGUCUUGGUCUUCUGUCAAUCAUGUUUAAUAUUUUGUUCUUCAUUCAACACUACUGCCUCUACAGAACUCCACCUUCGUCAGCGGUGAGGGAGCUGAAAGGAAAAGAUGGGCCCUUACAAGGUUCUGAAUGGACUGAGGACACCAAAUUCUGAAACGAUAAGCUA
This is a messenger RNA of Scylla paramamosain (green mud crab), 1396 nucleotides long. Its product is annotated as cystinosin homolog. Gene Ontology annotation, cellular component: vacuolar membrane. The transcript has 10 exons. Gene Ontology annotation, biological process: L-cystine transport. Bases 104 to 1384 code for a protein of 426 amino acids. The record is from RefSeq and is a predicted model, not a curated record. Lineage: Eukaryota; Metazoa; Arthropoda; Malacostraca; Decapoda; Portunidae. Gene Ontology annotation, molecular function: L-cystine transmembrane transporter activity.